AUGCGCUCAGCCGCAAUAGGCACGUUAAUGAGUAAGGCAGCAAAUGGAAGUCCAGUCGCAAGAGGAAUGAAUAUAAGUAUCGGUGUGGUUCUCAGAAGUAGCCGUUUCACUUUGUUAUCCAAUCAAGCCCUCUCCACCAUUACAACCAUGCCCUCAGCUACUACCCCCACCUACUCGGUGGACGAUCUCAUCGGACCCUGCAGACUGACCCUCGGCACCAUCGAAUUCAUCCACGGAGGCUACGUCCAAGUGGACAAGAAGGACGUGUUCCACGAGCAGAUUUACCACAAUACAAAAACCUUCAUCAAGAAGGACGGCGCCGUCAAGAUCAUUGAGGCCAACAAGUACGCCCCCGGCCCUGCAGUAAGCCAUCAUGCCGUGGUGCUGGAAGACAAGAUCAUUGUCUUUGGAGGCUACUACCGAAAGAGCCACUGGUUCGAGAACAGAGACAACUCCAUUUUUGUGUUUGACAACAAGACCGAGCAGUGGGUGGACGCCAAAAUGGUCCAUUUCCAUGAGAAGUUCAGCAUUCCCGAGAACAUUCCUAACAGCGAUUUGGACACUCCUCGAAUCUACAUUGGAACUCGACGACAGCUCAACAACAUGAAGCAGUGCGAGGAACAUUGUGUCAGCCAGCCAAACGGCCACUCUCUUCACGAUUACCAAAUCACCGCCAACAACAAGGACCUGGAUGAUGUCGUCAAGGUUGGUGUCUUCUCCUCCAAGCUCUCCGAAUUUCCCAAGUUGCUUGAUAACAUGGAUAACGUCUCCAAAACAAUCCAUAUCGACCAGCCUGCCGAAUGGGUGGAAGCUUUCCAACAGUAUACUCUCACUGGAGUUGUUCCUGACAACUUUGACCAGCUCUGUGGCCUUCUGAUCAUGGCCAAGACUUACGAAAUUGAAGAUCUCAAGGUGAAGGCCACCGAGAAGCUGCUCUCUAUGGAUCCCCCCUGUGCCUCCUCGGCCAUUGUUGGAUGGUACAGAGCCUACUGUGCAGGCAACCGCAAGAUUCGCAACAAAAUCGCCAAGGACUGCUUGAAAUUUGGCAAGGAAUGUGCCGGUAAGGAGAUGGAGAUGCUCCAGACCCAAGGAUUGCUCGUGGACUUCACCAGCGACAUGUUUGCCUAA
Molecule: messenger RNA, 1128 nt
Organism: Yarrowia lipolytica CLIB122
Lineage: Eukaryota; Fungi; Ascomycota; Dipodascomycetes; Dipodascales
Molecular function (GO): protein binding
Source: RefSeq, a predicted model, not a curated record